This is a messenger RNA of Somion occarium, 1099 nucleotides long. NCBI's taxonomy places the organism in Eukaryota, Fungi, Basidiomycota, Agaricomycetes, Polyporales, Cerrenaceae. The record is from the annotation of a GenBank genome assembly.
GGUUAAACAGCUUCUGCAUGCAUGCAUCACACUUUAUCCAUUGCAAACCUAGUAUAUCUACCGCAUCUCAGCAUCCCAGAGCCAUGGACAACUUGUCCAUGGCUCCGGAUACGAUGUAGGCUUCUUGCGGCCCCCGUGCAAAGCGCUUUGAUACAGCGUCCUAGGUAUCUAGUCAUUUCAACAAUGGUAUCUUGCGACGUGCUAGCGUUGACCUGCUUAUCGCAGAAAUAUCUACGAAUUACCUGCUACUUUGGCACGAUCGAUAUGUUCAAAACCCUGAAGGCGGUGCUUCUUCAUGUUCUGCACAAUGCCAGAAUGAGCUCUCUCUUCUGACAUGCUGCAAUCGGCCCGAAAUUAGCUCACUGGGCAUCAGCGUAACGCAUGCCUGGGCGCAACCUCGGUCGUGCUUUGAUUUGGGCACUGUAUUCGUUAGCACAACCUCUGGCGCCAACUGGUGUCGUUAGAUGCUAAUGUCCCCUGCAUUGGCAUGACCUUCGUGCAAAAGGAAUUUCUCUCUGCUUUAAGAGGGCCUUCAUGUGCAUGACAUUUAACUGGUUUCGAGUCAUUCAGAAGGUUAAGGCCUUUUUCUUGGACAUAUGUUCUCAUGCUAUCGUUUACCCGUGUAUGAGGUGGGAAUUCAAGUCCUUUAUGAAUUAUAAAAGAGCGAAGAAACCUGGAUGGGUUCGCUCAUUCUUCACUACUCGCGCUCAUCGCCUCCCCUCCUCAUCGUCAAAGCUCAUAUCACAAUGGCUCCCCCUUGGAAAAAGUAUACGGGAAACUAUUCAUUCACCCGCAACGGCGUCACCUAUGUGGGUUCGUAUGGUGGUUUUCAUGAGAGCGCAACACGUGGGGGCGCACGAGUUAGAUUUAUCUUCGCUGAUGGUACCGACUUGUGGGUGCCGACGAGAUAUGUGAAGGAAACUAACCUGCCAGUCAGCGCCACUGGGCCGCCACACUAACUCGGAUUACCUCACUAUGCCUGCUACUUCUGAUUCGAGUCAUCUUUGACUGUUUUAAUGAACCUUGUACUGAUCCACCAAAUAUGAUUACUACGAUUCACCUUGUUUCAUUUUUUUCUCCUCAUUUUUGCACCUCUCUC